GUCAGUGGAGCCCUGGAUAGAUUGCAUUAUGAACGCGAUCCUUGUGUACAGUUUGACGGGGAAAGGAAACUGUGGGUUUACUUGCAUAGAGAAAGAGAAGAAGAAGAUUUUGAGGAUGAUGGAACUUCAUCCACAAAGAAAUGGAAGAGGCAGAAAAAGGAUGCUGCAGAUCAAUCUGAUCAAGGAACAGUAACUGUUGCUGGUCAUGGCACUGGGGAGCAAAGUGGGUAUGAUUUGUGCUCAGAUCUCAAUGUGGAUCCACCACCAUGCAUUGUCGAUGAUAAGGAAAUGGAACUUUUGUCUACUGAUAUAAGGCUAAAUGCAGAUGCCCAUGUUGAUGUCAAU
Cajanus cajan (pigeon pea) is the source of this 345-nucleotide messenger RNA. The record is from RefSeq and is a predicted model, not a curated record. NCBI's taxonomy places the organism in Eukaryota, Viridiplantae, Streptophyta, Magnoliopsida, Fabales, Fabaceae.